Onychostoma macrolepis is the source of this 1173-nucleotide messenger RNA. RefSeq lists its product as uncharacterized. Gene Ontology annotation, molecular function: cysteine-type endopeptidase inhibitor activity. NCBI's taxonomy places the organism in Eukaryota, Metazoa, Chordata, Actinopteri, Cypriniformes, Cyprinidae. Bases 288 to 722 code for a protein of 144 amino acids. The record is from RefSeq and is a predicted model, not a curated record. The transcript is spliced from 5 exons.
GCAACGGAACACAUUUGUGGUCAUAUGACCAUUAUGUUUUCAAGCCCCUCCCAUUUCCCCUUGGCCAUGAAGGAGUGGACCUCAUGGUGCUGUGAACACCACACACAGUUUUCCCUUGACUCACCGUCUGUGUGGAUUCAUCAUUACGUGAUUGGGCGUCGCUAGCGGGAAGGGCGUGAAGCUCCGCGGCGCGUGACUACAUGACAUUCCGUGACUACAUGGCAGAUUUCUAAAGCCGUCUCCACAUUCACUGGCUCAUUCUCUCAGAGAGCACACAGCCGACAGCCAUGGACAUCUGCUUUCUUCUCUUCGUGUCUUUUCUCUCCGUGUUUCACUUCAGCAGUGCUGACCAGCCGUUGGAGGAAGUAAUAAUUGUAGCAAGAAAUGUGGAGCUGCUCGGCGGCUGGACUCUCGCCAAUCCCGAGAGGAAAGAUGUUCAAGAGGCUGCUAAAGAAGCUGUGGAGGCGUUCAACACAAAGUCCAAAGCAAAGAAAUACUUCAAACUCAUCAAUGUCACAUCGGCCAGCACUCAGGUGACGAAUAAGAUGAACUACAAAAUAGAAGCCACAAUUGGAAAGACAAAAUGCCGCAAAUCAGAAGAUACAGAUAUUCAGGCUUGUGGCAUGGCAAAAAAGCAACUGACAUGUAAGUUUGAAGUGGCCCUCAACCCAAUGAAUGAUGACCAUGAGGUGCAGAAGAUGUCCUGCAGAAGAUCCGAUUAAUUUCACAUGGACUCAAGUCUCUACAGUUUUGUACUUUUGGAUAGCGAAUCACACAUUCUUUAUCUUGACAUUUUCUUUUUCCUGAUGAUAUAGCUUAUUUAAAAUGCAAAACUUCUGUAAAAAAAAGGUAAAAUGUUAAUAGAACAAAAUCUCCCUUUGAAAGGAAUUUUAUAUAUUGUUACAUACCCAAAAUACUUUUUUGUGAAGAUGAUCAUUUUAUAGUAAAGAUUAUUAUUUAUUGAUAAGAUUAUUCAAAAGCAAAUUAUGUAAUGCCAAAUUAAUAUUUUAAAUUAUACAUUUUUCCAAGAAGAAAUGUUUGAGUUUAGAAUCUCUCAUUGACAGGCGUUUUACAGAACACUUCAGUUACAGUAAGCCAGUUGGAAUUUAUGAAGUCAUAUGUUUUUGAAACUGAAACUUUUUUUUAAAUGGCAUUUCUAAGAAUAAAAUCUUG